AUGAUAGAAUAUGAGUCUACGAAAGAGAAAAGAAAAAAAGAACACACCGGCGGUGGGUGGACAAAACAGAGGGCUGAGAUUUAUCCCAGGUACUGCCCUCUUUGUAGACGCCACUCGCUACUCCUUCUAGUCAAAACUACUGCUGCUGCUGCUGCUUCUUCUUCUUCUUCAAGUGCUGACAGCAGCGGCGGUGGUGGUGUUGCCGACGAAGUGGCGUCAACUACAACUGAAAUUCUCCAUGAUUUCCUUCAUCUCAUGCGAGUUUACAAAGAUGGUCGAAUCGAAAGAUUGGAGGGCAACGACGUCGUCCCUGCAUCAGUGGAUCCCAUCACCGGAGUUCAAUCAAAAGAUGUCGAGAUUGCGCCGGAAAUUGGUGUCGGCGCUAGGCUUUACCUGCCGCCAACGCCGACCAACAACACAAACUUCCUGUCCUAG
Molecule: messenger RNA, 435 nt
Organism: Ilex paraguariensis (yerba mate)
Lineage: Eukaryota; Viridiplantae; Streptophyta; Magnoliopsida; Aquifoliales; Aquifoliaceae
Source: the annotation of a GenBank genome assembly